AUGGGAACCGCAGGUGAUUAUCGGCAAGCGACGACCGCCUCGGUGUACAGCAUAGAUGCGGAGAACCAGAUCAACAACACCCAGAGAGAUAAUGUUGUAAAGCCUACCAGGUCAUGGAAGAGUUAUGUGUGGGAUACAUGGGAGCUCCCACCAGAUCAACGCUGGAUGUUGUUUAAAGUAGAUGCUUUCGUCCUUACCUUCGCAUCUCUUGGUUAUUUUUUGAAAAAUAUCGACCAAUCAAAUGUCAACAAUGCCUUUCUUAGUGGCAUGGAGGAAGAUCUCGAGAUGUUCGGCAAUCAACUAGUGACUAGCACAUCUAUCUGGACCGUGGGAUAUGUUAUUGGCCAAAUUCCGUCCAACUUGUUGUUAACCAGAGUCUCGCCUCGAUGGGUCAUCCCCUCACUAGAGGUAGGAUGGGGACUCGCGACUAUCUGUACAUCAAGUGUCAAAUCGUACCAAGCUCUGUAUGCUUUGCGCUUUCUUGUCGGGUUCUUUGAAUCAGGAUUUUACCCCGGCAUCCAUUACUUACUAGGAUCAUGGUACACGCCACGGGAAAUUGGAAAGCGGGCUAUGAUAUUCUGGCUCGCUGGUUCAGUGGGCACUUUGUUCAGCGGUUUUCUCCAAGCUGCAGCAUAUACAAAUUUGAAUGGGACACAUGGUUAUGCUGGAUGGCGCUGGCUUUUUAUUAUUGAUGGUAUCAUUACACUACCACUUGCGCUCGCUGGAUAUAUAUUUUUCCCCAACCUACCACAAAGCGGGAAGAAGACAUGGUGGACAACAGAAGAGGAGCAUCUUAUGUCAAUAAAGAGAAUGGAGAACAUUGGACUUGCUGGCAAGCAGCCUUGGACUAAGGCAAAGGUGAAAGCAAUUCUGUUUAGCUGGCAUACAUAUCUUCUUCCUUUGCUAUACAUCCUUUGGAACAAUGGCCUGCCACAGGCUGGUAUGGGCUAUUGGUUGAAAAGUUUCAAUGCUGACCCUCCUCCUGUCCCUGGGACGUCUUACACUGUCGGACAGAUAAAUAACUUACCUCUCCCUACAACUGGUAUACUCAUCGCUAUGUCAUUAAUUUGGGCUUGGCUGUCCGAUGGGCCAUGUCGUGGUGCUCGCUGGCCAUUUAUUUAUGCCGGCGCUGUUUCUGCUCUUAUUUUCUGCUCCCUCAUGAUGAAGCUGCCAUUUUACACAAACAUUAAGGGCCGUAUGGUUGUCUAUUGGCUGAGUAAUAUUGGUGGUGGUGCCGGUCCUUUAAUCUUGAGUUGGAUCAACGAGAUCUGCUCGGAUGAUACAGAAAAGCGAGCGCUGCUUGUUGCGAUGGCUAACGAUCUUGCCUAUGUUGUACAAGCUGUCGCUCCCAACUUUAUGUGGAAAACUACAGCAUUCCCCCGCGCUCCCAAAGGAUAUACUUGGUCGAUCGUACUCCAAGUAUUGCUCAUCUUGAGCACCGCAACCGUGCAAUUCCUUUUGUGGCGCGAUAAGAAAAAAGCAGCCAAGGCAGAGGCGGGUAUCUCAGUUGUUGACCCUCUCGAGUCAUCGUCUAUAGAGGGAGAUACAUCAGUUGGAUCUAGUGAGGACGUUGGAAAAGUGGCUAGCACUUCUCGAGUGAAGCAAGUUGGCUUGGAUUAA
Molecule: messenger RNA, 1620 nt
Organism: Penicillium vulpinum
Lineage: Eukaryota; Fungi; Ascomycota; Eurotiomycetes; Eurotiales; Aspergillaceae
Exons: 10
Coding region: 1-1620 (539 amino acids)
Biological process (GO): transmembrane transport
Cellular component (GO): membrane
Molecular function (GO): transmembrane transporter activity
Source: RefSeq, a predicted model, not a curated record